UGUAAACCUUUGCACCGUAAUAAUAAAUGCACUCCCACUCCAUCGUUUUAGGAAAAGGAAGCACGGAACUAAACUUUUUUGUUAUUAUUUCCUUUUGCAAAGUCGGAUUUCCCCAAGGCAUGCUGUCUAUAAAUAUUGAGACGAUCGAAAAUAUGGCCCAGAACGAACUAGACGCGUGGAUUUACUGUCAUCUCCAGCAAGUCCUGUUUAAUCAGAGAUGUUGAGGGUUUUACUAUAUACUGUCCUGUUGCUUACUUUGAAUUUGAGCAAGUUGAUACAACCAAAGAAGCACAAGGGGUGUUUUACAUUGGAUGAGAUGAAGCACCACGCGAAAAAGUUUUUACGGAAGAAUCUACGGCUGCCACCGGAGUCCUUUGGCCACCCUCAGCAGGAUCACCUGGCCAGGGAUUUCUGCUCCAGCUUCAAGCUGCAGCCACUGUCGACGAGUUACAGCAAUCGCUCCAUCUCCCCUUGGCGAUAUAGAAUGGACCAUGAUGAGGCGCGGUACCCUAGCGGCAUUGCGUUCGCUGAAUGCCUUUGCGAUGGCUGCAUCAUUAACGGGUCUGAGGACACGAGCUAUAACUCCGUAGUAGUGAAGCAGACGCGCAUGGUCUUGAAAAGAACCCGGUGUCCCCAAAAUCCCGACAGAUAUUCAUUCGAGAGCAUGUUUCUGGAUGUACCCGUGGCUUGUACAUGCGUCAUACCACCACAAUGAUCUUCUACAGAAUUGUUUUUUGUUGUUGUUAAAAAGGAAACAACCUCUAGGGACUUUUCUUGUAGUGUGAUGUGUUCAUUUUAAAUACACUAAAAUUGUUAAUACCAUUACUAUAGUUAUUUUUUGUUAACUUUAAUAUUUUAUGAAUCCACGUUUUACAUGGAUUUUAAGGAAUGCACAACUAAUUGUCUACUUGUUGUUGUCAACUGUUUGGAGAAAGGUCCUAUUAUAUUUUAUUAUUACAAUUUCUCCAUCAUUCGAGUUAAGUUAUUUGACAAAAUCGCAAAAAUGACUGUGUUGUGCCUGUCGUUUUUUUAAUUAUUAUUGUUAUUAUUAUAAUUUUUUACAAAUUGUAAUGUUUCGUGUGAAUAUUUAUUUGUACUGUCAAUACUGUUCAGUAACUGGCUCAGGAAUCGAAAAGUGUCAAUUCCAUUAAGAGUUAAACUCUAGAUAAGCUCUGCAAAAGCAGUUGCCAUUGUCAGCUCAUGGACUACUUUUGCGAAUUACUCUCAGUGCCAUUAUAUUAAAAUUAAAACCAAUGCUUAUAUACAGAUAUAUUUCAGCUCUGGUGUCCUCGGUGUUUUCUUUCAUCUAUACACCCAUCUUUCCAGCGAUUGUC
Brienomyrus brachyistius is the source of this 1334-nucleotide messenger RNA. It is a transcript of the gene il17c, whose product is annotated as interleukin 17c. Gene Ontology annotation, cellular component: extracellular region. Gene Ontology annotation, molecular function: cytokine activity. The coding region runs from base 218 to 715 and encodes 165 amino acids. The record is from RefSeq and is a predicted model, not a curated record. Lineage: Eukaryota; Metazoa; Chordata; Actinopteri; Osteoglossiformes; Mormyridae. The transcript is spliced from 3 exons. Gene Ontology annotation, biological process: inflammatory response.